GGGAUUGGAGAGGUCUGGUGUAUAUUAUGUUCUAGUGCUGUCACUGGCCCUCUAUGUGGCCCUGGGCCUCAGUUUCUCCUUGUGACUAACGAUGGGUCUCGACGGCUCUGGACGAGAGUGGGCUUGCCCUGGGACCCCAGGUCCGCUCAGGGAGCACCGACGUCCUUGCGGGACUGGGAGGCGCUGGGCCGCGGCGGGGAGGAGCCGCCGGUCCGGCCCCGCCCGCCGGGUCCAGGUGCCGCCGCUGGAGCUGCCGCUACGGCCCACGCCGCCACGAGGGGCCGCCCGCGCCGCGGUCCGAAUCCGGCCCGCGUCCAUGGCCUUUCUGACCGCCUGGAAGGGGGCGGCCUCUGGGAAGAACGACCGCAGCAGGACUCCUGUGAGCAGCCUCCAUGAGGCCCUGGACCAGUGUAUGACUGCCCUGGACCUCUUCCUCACCAAUCAGUUCUCAGAAGCACUCAGCUACCUCAAGCCCAGAACCAAGGAGAGCAUGUACCACUCGCUGACAUAUGCCACCAUCCUGGAGAUGCAGGCCAUGAUGACUUUUGACCCUCAGGACAUCCUGCUUGCUGGCAACAUGAUGAAGGAGGCGCAGACGCUGUGUCAGAGGCACCGGAAGAAGUCCUCUGUAACAGAUUCCUUUAGCAACCUGGUGCAUCGCCCCACUAUGGACCAAUUCACGGAAGAGGAAAUCCAUGCUGAAGUCUGCUAUGCAGAGUGCCUGCUGCAGAGAGCAGCUCUGACCUUUCUACAGGAUGAGAACAUGGUGAGCUUCAUCAAGGGCGGCAUCAAAGUUCGAAACAGCUACCAGACCUACAAGGAGCUGGACAGCCUCGUGCAGUCCUCACAAUACUGUAAGGGAGAGAACCACAGGCAUUUUGAAGGAGGGGUGAAGCUUGGCGUGGGAGCCUUCAACCUGACGCUGUCCAUGCUUCCUACCAGGAUCCUGCGGCUGCUGGAGUUUGUGGGGUUUUCAGGAAACAAGGACUACGGGCUGCUGCAGCUGGAGGAGGGCGCAUCCGGGCACAGCUUCCGUGCUGUGCUCUGUGUCAUGCUGCUGCUCUGCUACCACACCUUCCUCACCUUUGUGCUCGGUACUGGGAAUGUGAACAUUGAGGAGGCAGAGAAGCUCCUGAACCCCUACCUGAAGCGAUAUCCUAAGGGCGCCAUCUUCCUGUUCUUUGCGGGGCGGAUUGAAGCCAUUAAAGGCAAUGUUGACACAGCCAUCCAGCGGUUCGAGGAGUGCUGUGAGGCCCAGCAGCACUGGAAGCAGUUCCACCACAUGUGCUACUGGGAGCUGAUGUGGUGCUUCACCUACAAGGGCCAGUGGAAGAUGGCCUACUUCUAUGCCGACCUGCUCAGCAAGGAGAACUCCUGGUCUAAGGCCACCUACAUCUACAUGAAGGCCGCCUACCUCAGCAUGUUUGGGAAGGAGGAUUACAAGCCGUUCGGGGAUGAUGAAGUGGAGUUGUUUAGAGCAGUGCCAGGCUUGAAGCUCAAGAUUGCUGGGAAAUCUCUACCUACAGAGAAGUUUGCCAUCCGGAAGUCCAGACGCUACCUCUCUCCCAAACCAAUCUCGUUGCCAAUCCCUGCUCUGCUGGGGAAACCAAGGCUCCACUGGGGAGGAAACCUGACUGACUUGCUCCCCUACCCUCAGGAAAUGAUGUACAUUUGGAAUGGCUACGCUGUGAUUGGGAAGCAGCCUGAACUCACAGAUGGGAUACUUGAGAUUAUCACCAAAGCUGAAGAGACGCUGGAAAAGGGCCCAGAGAAUGAGUACUCAGUGGAUGAUGAAUGCUUGGUGAAGUUGCUGAAAGGCCUCUGUCUGAAAUACCUCGGCCGUGUUCAGGAGGCUGAGGAGAACUUCAGGAGCAUUUCUUCCAAUGAAAAGAAGAUUAAGUAUGACCACUACUUGAUCCCAAAUGCCCUGCUGGAGCUGGCCCUGCUAUUCAUGGAGCAAGGCAGAAACGAAGAGGCUGUCAAACUCUUGGAAACUGCCAAGCAAAACUACAAGAAUUACUCCAUGGAGUCAAGGACACAUUUUAGAAUCCAGGCAGCCAUACUCCAAGCCAAGUCUUCCCUAGAGAAUGGCAACAGAUCCAUGGUCUCAUCAGUGUCUUUAUAGUUUUAUGCAGCAUUCCCAGGCUGGAAGACAGCUGGACAGAGCUGGAAACAUUUCAAAAAGAUCCCCUCCCCCUGCCCUGCCUUCGGGGUCCACCGGUGCUCCAGUGGGAUGGCACAACAUUUGUAUUCAUGCAGAAGAGAAGUCGGCAUUUUCACCAGUGUGGCCAAGAGCCUUUACCAAGGACAGAGCAGGUGGAGCCCUCUGCCUGCCCUAUCACACAUACGGGUACUUGUUUUUCACUGUGAUGUUUAAGAGAAUGUAUGAAGAGUUUACAUGUUAGAAAUACAGUAAUGAUAUCACAGUUGGCUUAAAAAAAAAGUAACCAACCACCUGUAAAUCUGUUUUAACCCAUUCUAAUCUGGAGGUAAAUCUAUGAUGUCCAGGACCAAAUUGCUUUUCAAAAUUCAGCAAGGUCUCAGCUUCCAGGGCUGAAAGGACCCUUCGGAGGGUCUGUACCUCAAAAGCUUCAAGGCUUCUGAGGGGUGGGCAUAGACGUUGCAUACAGACACCCUCUACCUUACGUCUUACACUUCAUUUUCAUUCCCUCAGUAACUCUCCAAUUAAAAAAAAUGAAAGUUGUCUCACUAAAAAGACAUGUGAGUCCAUCUGUAGGAAAAAAAUAUAUUAAUAUUCACCAGUAAGAAAUAGGGGUUUCCCGGGGGGAUGGAAGGGGAGCUGUGUGGCCCUUCUGUUGGGGGGAGGUUCUCAGACACAAGUCUGCAUCCUCACUGUAUGCCAAACUGAAACAACUGGGAAUAAUUUACGAAACAAAAAUCUUCUGUAUUUCACUCCAAGGUACAUUUAUUUACUGACAGCAUUUUUCUUAGAAUGGUUAUUCUUGGCCUGUUGUAUAUGUUUUAGAUUUUUUUAGUAAGAGAAAAAAAGAUAUUUAAUAAAACUUACACAACUUAA
This is a messenger RNA of Neofelis nebulosa (Clouded leopard), 3037 nucleotides long. It is a transcript of the gene TTC39A, whose product is annotated as tetratricopeptide repeat domain 39A. The record is from RefSeq and is a predicted model, not a curated record. The coding region runs from base 92 to 2125 and encodes 677 amino acids. NCBI's taxonomy places the organism in Eukaryota, Metazoa, Chordata, Mammalia, Carnivora, Felidae. The transcript has 18 exons. Gene Ontology annotation, molecular function: protein binding.